This is a messenger RNA of Penicillium angulare, 903 nucleotides long. RefSeq lists its product as uncharacterized. The record is from RefSeq and is a predicted model, not a curated record. The coding region runs from base 1 to 903 and encodes 300 amino acids. The transcript has 2 exons. Lineage: Eukaryota; Fungi; Ascomycota; Eurotiomycetes; Eurotiales; Aspergillaceae. Gene Ontology annotation, molecular function: acyltransferase activity.
AUGGCUGCCCGAAUUCCAAUUACCCAGGUGCCGGCGAUGUUCGCCCGUCGUCAGCCUCGCGUUAUUCACCUCUGCAAGCGCAUGCAAUCUUCUUCCGCCCCUCAAACUCAGAACCCCGCCUACCCUCUCUACCCCUCCGUUGCCCAGCUGCUUCACACGACCAACAUCUCCGAAUCGGAAGUCUCCAAGAUCCCUGCCUCAGGACCCAAGGGCCGUCUCCUGAAAGGCGAUGUCCUAGCCUACCUAGGCAAAAUCGCAACCGAGUACCCAGCAACUCAAGCCGCACAGCUCGCGAGGCUAACAACCUUGGACCUAAGCAACAUCAAGAUCGCCGCCCCAGCACCAGCCGCACCAGUCGAGGCACCCGCCCCCAUCAAUGAAGAAAUCCUCGCUAAGCCAAUCCCCACAACCUCAGUGGCAAUUUCAAUCUCCCUGGCCGCUGUUCUUUCUGCUCAGCGGAAACUGCAAAAGAACAUGGGUGUUACGGUUCCCGUAUCUAAGUUCUUGGCUGUGGCUACUGAUCUUGCGAAUGAUGCUUUGCCGCGGUCGAAGAACGAGAAGGCUUCCGUUGAUGAACUCUUUGACGAGAUUCUCGGCGGGGAGCCGGUGACGUUCUCUCGAGGAGAUUAUAUUCCUGAGUUGAAUGCCUUUGAGGAGGCGGCUCAGGCUUCGGUUUCUUCUCGUCGUGAGGCGGUUGAGGACAUUAUUGAUGUCCUGAGCGCGAAGCCUGGUAAGAAGGUUGCGAGUGCUGGUGUUGCUUUUGAGGAUUUUGAGGAGGAUGUUGGUGGUGCGUCGAAUGUGUUCAGUUUGACUGUUCCUGUUGAUGAGAAGGUGCGCGCGAAGGCGUUCCUGGAGCGCAUUAAGACCCUUUUGCAGGUUGAGCCUGCACGCUUGGUGCUCUAA